AUGGUCUGUGCUUAUUUGGAAAAAUGUUUGUUUGACUCCAGGCAUGGAACCCGUUGUGCUGGGGAAGUGGCAGCCACAGCAAACAACUCACACUGCACAGUAGGAAUCGCCUUUAAUGCCAAGAUUGGAGGUGUACGGAUGCUGGAUGGAGAUGUGACAGACAUGGUAGAAGCAAAGUCUCUAAGCCUUAAUCCUCAGCACAUCCACAUCUACAGUGCCAGCUGGGGGCCCGAUGACGACGGUAAGACUGUGGAUGGACCUGCUUCUCUAGCACGUCAGGCCUUUGAGAACGGCAUCAGAAUGGGACGAAGAGGCUUAGGUUCAGUCUUUGUUUGGGCAUCUGGAAAUGGUGGAAGAAGUCGAGACCACUGCUCCUGUGAUGGCUACACAAAUAGCAUCUAUACGAUCUCCAUAAGCAGCACAGCUGAAAGUGGGAAAAAGCCAUGGUAUCUGGAAGAAUGUGCAUCCACACUAGCUACAACAUACAGCAGUGGAGAAUCCUACGACAGGAAAAUAAUCACCACAGACCUGAGGCAGCGUUGCACAGACAGCCAUACUGGAACCUCAGCCUCUGCACCUAUGGCUGCAGGCAUCAUUGCACUGGCACUGGAAGCAAA
This is a messenger RNA of Nestor notabilis (Kea), 617 nucleotides long. RefSeq names its product proprotein convertase subtilisin/kexin type 5-like. Lineage: Eukaryota; Metazoa; Chordata; Aves; Psittaciformes; Psittacidae. Gene Ontology annotation, molecular function: serine-type endopeptidase activity. The record is from RefSeq and is a predicted model, not a curated record. The transcript is spliced from 4 exons. Gene Ontology annotation, cellular component: Golgi membrane; trans-Golgi network. The annotation marks the transcript as partial. Gene Ontology annotation, biological process: peptide hormone processing.